CGCAAUGUCAGAGCCUCAGUGCGUUGCUCCCUGCAAAAGAACCAAGAUGACCACCACUUUGGACCUGCUCAAAGCCCUAACCACCGUAGUGGCUGACACCGGGGACUUUGAAGCUAUGAAAGCUUACAAACCUACAGACGCCACCACCAAUCCUUCUCUGAUACUACAAGCGGCUAACCUGCCCCAAUACAAACCCUUAAUAGAAAAAGCCAUUAACUAUGCAAAAAAAGUGGGCACAAGUGCAGAAGACAAGCUGGAAAAUGCAAUGGACUAUCUGUGUGUCUUGUUUGGUGUGGAAAUCCUCAAAAUAGUGCCGGGCAGAGUAUCUACAGAGGUCGAUGCUAGAUUAUCCUUUGACACUGCGGCCAGUGUUGCCAAAGCCUUAAAAAUCAUAAAACUUUAUGCUGAGCAGGGGAUCAAAAAGGAGAGAAUUCUGAUCAAGUUGGCUUCGACUUGGGAAGGCAUCCAAGCGGCCAAGAUUCUAGAGUCUCAACAUGGCGUUCAUUGCAAUCUAACGCUUUUGUUUAAUUUCGCUCAAGCCGUCGCCUGUGCUGAGGCCGGUGUGACACUUAUUUCACCCUUUGUAGGCAGAAUUUUGGAUUGGUAUGUGGCAAAUACGGAAAAAAAGAGCUAUACAGGUGAGGAAGAUCCAGGAGUAAUCUCUGUAACUGCUAUCUACAAUUACUACAAGAAAUUCGGUUACAAAACCGUCGUUAUGGGCGCAUCUUUCAGAAAUACCUCGGAAAUACGAGCUUUGGCCGGAUGCGAUCUGCUCACCAUCAGUCCCAAAUUACUGGGCGAACUGGAGGCGAGCACGGAGCCCCUUCCGAGGAAACUGAGUCCCGAGACCGCGGCCAAGAGCAACGUGGAGAAACUAGAGCUGACCGAGGCGAAAUUCAGGUGGUUGCUGAACGAGGACCAAAUGGCCACCGACAAACUGUCGGACGGCAUCAGGAAAUUCGCGGCCGAUUCAGUCAAACUGGAAAAUUCCAUCAAAGCUUUGCUGAGUUGAACAACAAAAUUUUCUCUCUCUUUAAAUAUACCCAAAUGUAAAGAAACAAAUGUAUUUUGAAUAAACGAGGUGUGGUCGGUAUUAGAGGUCCGUUUCUUGAGCGUGUCAUUGAAGUUUACAUAGUUUGAUUGAUUGUACAUUCCAUAGUUUAUAUGCCUGAAAUGCGUGCAUAGUCGUUGCGAUGAUUGAUGAGACUAUCAGAGUAUUUGAACUUGGAUGGCAUGUUUUUGAAACAAAAUUGUGCAACAAAAAUUAUAUUUUUCUUGUUAUGAAA
Molecule: messenger RNA, 1286 nt
Organism: Sitophilus oryzae (rice weevil)
Lineage: Eukaryota; Metazoa; Arthropoda; Insecta; Coleoptera; Curculionidae
Product: probable transaldolase
Exons: 5
Coding region: 5-1012 (335 amino acids)
Biological process (GO): pentose-phosphate shunt, non-oxidative branch; carbohydrate metabolic process; pentose-phosphate shunt
Cellular component (GO): cytoplasm; intracellular anatomical structure
Molecular function (GO): transaldolase activity
Source: RefSeq, a predicted model, not a curated record